AUGGUUUGCUAUUCUCUGUUCCAGGAAAUGAGUCUCAACUGUUCUCUGUGGCAGGGGAACAGCGUGUUUGUCAAAUGCUUUGCUUUUGCCAAGUUCUCUGAGGUCCAUGGAGAGUGUUCUCUCCUCUUCACCCUUGUGCUCUUCAUGUUCUUGGUGUCCCUGACUGGCAACGCACUCAUCACUCUAGCCAUCUGGAUGAACCCAGCCCUCCACACUCCCAUGUACUUCUUCCUGGCCAACUUGUCUCUCCUGGAGAUCGGUUACACGUGCUCAGUCAUACCUAAGAUCCUCCAGAGCCUUGUGAGUGAGGCCAGAGGGAUCUCUUGGGUGGGCUGUGCCACACAGAUGUUUUUCUUCUCAUUCUUAGGCAUCACUGAGUGCUGCCUUCUGGCAGCCAUGGCUUUUGACCGCUACAUGGCCAUAUGUGUCCCACUGCACUAUGCAACAAGAAUGGGUCAUGGGGUGUGUGCCCAACUGGCCAUGGUGUCUUGGGGAAUGGGAUGCAUAGUAGGUUUGUUACAGACCACUUUCAUUUUCUCCUUGGACUUCUGUGGGCCCUGUGAGAUAGACCAUUUCUUCUGUGACCUCCUCCCCAUCCUCUCACUUGCCUGUGGGGAUACAUACAAGAAUGAGGCUGUGACUUUUGUGGCUGCUGUCCUCUGCAUUUCCAGUCCAUUUUUACUGAUCAUUGCUUCCUAUGGCAGAAUUCUAGCUGCAGUGCUGGUCAUGCACUCCCCUGAGGGCCGCCAUAAAGCCCUCUCCACAUGUUCCUCCCACCUACUUGUAGUAACACUCUUUUAUGGCUCAGCAUCUGUCACCUACUUGAGGCCAAAAUCUAGUCACUCUCCAGGAGUAGAUAAACUCCUGGCCCUCUUCUAUACAGCAGUGACGUCCCUGCUGAACCCCAUAAUCUACACUUUACGAAACAAGGAAGUAAAGGCAGCACUGUGGAGAACUCUGGGCAGGAGAAAGAUUCUGACAAUGUAUAGGUAG
Molecule: messenger RNA, 993 nt
Organism: Nannospalax galili (Upper Galilee mountains blind mole rat)
Lineage: Eukaryota; Metazoa; Chordata; Mammalia; Rodentia; Spalacidae
Product: olfactory receptor 10A4-like
Exons: 1
Coding region: 1-993 (330 amino acids)
Biological process (GO): G protein-coupled receptor signaling pathway
Cellular component (GO): membrane
Molecular function (GO): G protein-coupled receptor activity; olfactory receptor activity
Source: RefSeq, a predicted model, not a curated record